This is a messenger RNA of Diaporthe citri, 285 nucleotides long. RefSeq lists its product as uncharacterized. Lineage: Eukaryota; Fungi; Ascomycota; Sordariomycetes; Diaporthales; Diaporthaceae. The transcript has 2 exons. The coding region runs from base 1 to 285 and encodes 94 amino acids. The record is from RefSeq and is a predicted model, not a curated record.
AUGUCUGAGAAGUACACCAUGAAGCAAACCGGCAGCGGAGGGAUGGCCGGGAGCGUCCAGACACCAGCCAACUCGCACCUGGGUCAUGACAAGCCCAAGGCCUUUGACGCCGACGGAGCCAUCGGCAAACAAUUCACAGAGGACGGAGCGAUCGGAGGAACAGCACAGAAAAUUGGUGGGCCUCUUGACAAGGACGGCGCCAUUGGCAAGCAGUUCACCACAGACGGCAGCAUUGGCGGUACGGUGCAGGACAAAUUGGGCGGCGCGGCCAACAGGAGUAAUUAA